Messenger RNA from Astyanax mexicanus (Mexican tetra), 844 nucleotides. RefSeq lists its product as uncharacterized. The coding region runs from base 97 to 708 and encodes 203 amino acids. The record is from RefSeq and is a predicted model, not a curated record. NCBI's taxonomy places the organism in Eukaryota, Metazoa, Chordata, Actinopteri, Characiformes, Acestrorhamphidae. The transcript has 6 exons.
CAUAAAAUCAGCUGAUCUCUAUCUGAUAAUAUUUAAGAAGAAGAAAUCACAGCUUUCACUUUCACUGAGGAGAUCAGUCAGAGAGCACCGGAGAAGAUGAACGCUAUGAAAGCACCACAACUGUACCAGAGCAUGAGAAAGAAGGAAAGGAAACCUGAUAGAAAGCAUGGCAGGUCAUCACAAGGAGAAGUGAGGUUUCUGCGCUGUGUAUCUGGAAACACUCUGGGUUCAGAUGAUGGAUUUAUAAGGAAGCUGAAAGAGGGAAUACCCGGCCUGAAGGAGGAGUUUAACGUGAAGAAUUGUGAUUUUAUUCUGGUUUUCUGUUCUGUUGUUUCUGGACGAAUAAUGAGCAUUAGAUCAGCUCUGCAGAAACUUCAGGACUUAUCAGAAUCCAAGACUGCAGUUCUGGUGGUUCUUCAUCACACAUUUGACCCGGAGUUCUUCAUAUCAGACAGCAGCAGAAGUAUGGACAGAGAGAAUACUCUGACUGUAGACUGUCUGUUUGAACAGGAUAGAGGACUUCUGAAGUGCCAGAGGAACCAGGAAGCUCUGGAGAAAGUUACACAGUGGAUAAAUAAUCCGGUAAAAGGACAGGAUGACCCACAGAUGGCUCAUUUAUUCAGGCUCAAUAAUCAACCCGAACCAACAACAGACACUGCAGAUGCCGUGGUGAGUAUUCAGUAUUCACUCAUUCUGAGCCCCUGCUGAACAUUUACAACAUUGCAGAACGAAUCCAGAAAUAAUCACCUUUCAUCUACUGUAAUAAAUUUCCUACAGAAAUUCUAACGAUAGGGUCUAGGGUCAGCUUAAAAGGAGACAUCUAAACCACUGCCUUUUACAUUUA